This is a messenger RNA of Penicillium waksmanii, 342 nucleotides long. RefSeq names its product Spo12 family protein. The coding region runs from base 1 to 342 and encodes 113 amino acids. The record is from RefSeq and is a predicted model, not a curated record. NCBI's taxonomy places the organism in Eukaryota, Fungi, Ascomycota, Eurotiomycetes, Eurotiales, Aspergillaceae. The transcript has 3 exons.
AUGGACGCCACAACACACGCGCAGCCUCUCGCGGACCGCCCAACCAACACCCACCUGGCCAAUGUCAACGCCACCGCCGACAAGACAGAUCUCAAGUCCAUGGAUCUCUCAUCAAUGGAGCAGCAUCGCCAGAUGCUGCAGGAUAAGUUGGAGAGUGGCGAGAAACAACCAACCGCCUACGUUUCACCCUCAGACGACAUUAUGAGCCCCUGCACGAAGAAAUUGAGCGAUAUCAAGGGCAAGCGUUUCAAGAAUGCUGGCAAGCCACAGUCACUGUUCGCGAAGCUUGGAAAGAAAAGCUAUGAGCAAUCAUCCGCCGAGCAAAGCCGGACAGUCGAAUAG